Messenger RNA from Solanum tuberosum (potato), 2072 nucleotides. RefSeq lists its product as uncharacterized. Lineage: Eukaryota; Viridiplantae; Streptophyta; Magnoliopsida; Solanales; Solanaceae. The record is from RefSeq and is a predicted model, not a curated record. Bases 314 to 1393 code for a protein of 359 amino acids. The transcript is spliced from 9 exons.
UUUACCUUCAGACUAUUCUUAAUUGGGAGGCGGCGGCGGCAAAUCAACGGUACUACUGUGCACCCUGUCAAACAAUUUUAUGAUGAAAAUUCUGAUUCCCUCACGCAAUUCUCUACAAAAAUGUGACUUCACUCUAAGAAGAGAAGGUUCAGAUUCGUGUUUCUCUCGCCGGAACAACUCGCCGGAACUGGAAAGUUAUGGCUGCAAUUUGCAUUCGAGGUGGAAUGAUGCAAAGCAUCGAGGAAUCGUUUGGUGUGAGGUAUAAGGUAUAAGAAUCAGUGUUUGAUAAAGCUGCUUGUUUAGUAAAGAUAUCAUGGACCAGAAGUAUCAAUUACCUUUCAAGGUAGGGCAAACAACUGAAGCAAGGUGUUUGGAGGAUGGAUAUCGUGGAGCGUGGUUUCGGUGUAAGAUACAGGAGAUAAGCCGCAGAGGAGGACAUUGGAGUGCCUUAUUGCAAUACUUUGACUAUCCAGAUGAAAAAUGGGCAUGGACAGAGCUAUAUCAGAUGGGGCAACUGAUGCUGCGACCUGAGUAUCCUCCAGUCCACUUGAAAAACAAAGUUUCUGAUGUCAGCUCAAAUUCGGAUGUAACUGUUGUUGUUGAUGGUACUUGGAGGGAGGGCGAUUUGGUUGACUGGUUGUACGAUGACUGUUAUUGGUCCGGACAAGUGACGAAGUUACUUGACAAUGGAAAAGCUAAGAUUGAGUUGUUGCCACCUCCAUUGGGUGAAGGUGAAACUUAUGACGCCUUUGUCAAGGAUUUGCGUCCAUCCUUAGAUUGGUCUCCAGAGUAUGGUUGGGUUAUGCCUGCAUCACAGGCUGGUGAAAGUUCUCAUCAAUAUCCUCCGUUACUUAAACUUGUUAGUCAAGGACAUGCUAUAGUUAAAGGGAGAAGGGGCAGACAGGCAAGAACUGGAUCAUCGUCAAACUCAUCUUUCUAUACUCGUUUGUCUGGUUACCUACAGAGGGACGUCAAAACUUCAAAAGAUGCUGCAAACAGAUCAAACGACAUGUUAAAAGAAACCGCAUCCUAUGCAUCUUCCUUUGCUCAUAGCUCUGCAAAAUCUUUACCUGCCUUGGAUGAUAAAAGGGGCUCUGAAUCCAAAGAGUUACUUGAUCAAUUUUCAAACAUUGCUGAACUAAAAGAAGUUGCAAACAUUACUGAUAUGGAUCAAAAAGUGUUGGGCCUACUCGACAAGUUUAAAACCAGUGGUGAAAUUCCAUUCAAUUCGUUGGAGUCCGAUGAAUUGGAGGAAGCAAUUCUUGAUUUAGAGGAACUUGCAAACAAAAUCAGUCGGCUCAAACAGCUUAUGGAAUCUAAAAGACCUCUGUCUGAUGGUGUUACACCUUCAUGGAAGUUUGUAAAACACUAUGGAACAUCGACAAAGAAUUGAUGGCUUUGGAAGUUUGGCUUGAUCCUUCCUGUCUUUGAGCUAGGAUACGAUUGAGGAACACAUCCUGAAGAACUUGCUUAGAAAUACUCACUUGUAGUGAACGAUCACUACAAGUUAGUAAUUCUUGUCUACACAACAAAUUCUACGUUCUACGUUCAGCUGGAGAACGCCUUUUGAGGAGCCAUGGCGAGUCACUUGCUCUACUCCUUUACUUUUUGUAUCUCCAUUACAUGAAACUUUUCCGAUUACUCAUCGAAUGAUAGAGGUGAUAUACUGUCCUUCUCGUUCGAGAUUCAUGCAGACUUCUUUCCUGAAUCUUUUCGGUCAACAUCAAAGCUGUGUAAACUGUGGAUGAAUUUCCAACUUAUAUUUUAUCAAAGAGAGUGUCUGUGACUGAUAAAAUUGAUGUUAUGUACUAGAUGUAUUUUUUUAUGCUUGCUAUGUUGGAUUGUUUGAGUAAAGAAUCCAACAUAUUUUCUGCAAUAUUACAAAGCUUAUCAGACUUUGGUGCGUAUUUCGGGAUACGUGGGUCAAAAUUAGGUGUAAUUGGUGCGUAUUUCGCUACUCUCCUAUGUGUCUUGUAUCCCAUAUAUGUAAUCACACUAGAUACAUACAGGUACAUGUAUCUAGAUUCUAGUGUAUCAAGUGUGAUUCGAAUGUAUCUGAAUACAUAGACAAA